AUGGAUUCGGAAGCUGGGGAAGUCCAUGAAGAGCCAGCUGAAAACGAGGCUGCAGACCCAGUAACAGGUGCAGCUGAUGUCGAGGAAGUAUGCCUGGAGGGCGGUGUGGAGAAGGUGAAGGAUAAUCCUUCGGAUAAGCUUCGAGUGUCGGAGGCUACCACUCGGGCCUCGCAGGCCUCCUCGGGUCGACGACAGUCUCUUGUCCAAAGGUCUGUCAGCAGAAUCAGCACUGCCAGCGAAAUGGCCAGCCAGGCUUUGAAGAGUACAAGCUACCUCUUGCGUGCUGUGAUCAUCAAGGAGGUUGUCCUGCGCCAGUUCCCGAUGGCGUAUGUGGUUACCGUGCCGACUUUGCUAAUGACACUGCUGAUGUCGCAAGUCAUUCGGCCUAGUCAGCGGACAGCUGUAGGCACAGUGGUCGCAGAUUUGCAGAUUACGAACACUUCAAUUUACACCAGUUGGCUCCCAUGGGGUCGCGAUGAGCUUCACGCAACUGCAUACGCCCACUUUGAGUGGUACCCCUUUUGGGAGGUCUUGACCAAGUGGCUCAAUGUUGCCAUACCGGCCUGGGUCGUGUCCAGGUUGAUACUUGGCAAAGAGAAGUUUUGGCAGGAGAACUGGGUGUAUCCUGGCAUUGCAUAUGCGUUUUAUGCAAUCGUCAUAGCAUGGCUUAAUAUCUGUGGUGCGCUGGUGGGCCACGACUCCAUCGACACGAGUUGCGUGCCAGCGCCAUACCCGGCCGUGAACUUGCUUGCCAUAUUGCCAGUUGUUGUCGCCUUCUCGAUGAAGAUGAAGCGUGUUUUGGGUACUCGGCACUUUCUUGUGCUCGUAUCCGCUCUCCUAAUGCAAGCCACCACCUUCACCGUAGAGUACAUCUUCUUUGUCAGGGAUGCUGGCAUCUGGAAUGGAUGGGGAGGUACGGACCUGGUGAUCGUUGUGUACAAAUACACACUCAGACCCUUGAUUUGGUCUUUGGGGCUGGGUCCGGUGGUGAGGCACGUGAUUCGGUCCUUGGAUGUUCCCAUUACCUCCAAGCCGGCUUUGGUCAUCAUCUUUUGCAUUUGGCCGCAGGCGUCCGGACGCUUGUUACUAUUCACCUUGAAGAGCCGCGGAACCUUCGCACUGUCUGCUGUUGUGGACGUCCUCAUCUCCAUGGGAGGCUUCUACUUCGUCCCGGAGAUCGACAAGAUUUUCUGGUAUCUCUUCCAGUGGAUGCCCAAGUUCGCGAUGAACGACAGGCUUAAGUCCGAACUGAAGAUGGUCCGCAUGAUCUUCUUCCAGGUCUCAGUGAGUGUGGAGACAGGCACCGCGCUCAUGUUCUCCUUGCUCCCCGCUCUACUCUAUUCGGAGCGACUGAUAUUCCAGAGAAUGUUUGCCCGCUGCCAAGCAGAAGUGAAUGUAGAGCAGCUCUUCGAGAGACUGGGCAUUUCGGCCGGGUUGAUGGUGGCAGAAGAUAUCCUCCUCAGCAUCGUGUGGUUGAAGAAAGGCCUUCCCUUGACGCAAGCCUUCGACAUCAUGUUCAGUUCCCGGGCUAGCUGGGUGGCACUCACCAUGUCCUAUCUCAGUAUCUUCCUGACCGUCGUGACAGCUGGAGCUCUACUGCCCGAAGCUAUGGAAUGCCAGAAUCCGUUUGAUGUGUGCUCUUGUUUGGAGGCACACAUGUUUGCCGCGAUUUGCGGAUGCUGCGGUUCCAAUCCCACAUCUAGCGCCGUAUGUACGGGCACCUGA
This is a messenger RNA of Symbiodinium natans, 1725 nucleotides long. Lineage: Eukaryota; Dinophyceae; Suessiales; Symbiodiniaceae. The record is from the annotation of a GenBank genome assembly.